Messenger RNA from Penaeus indicus, 926 nucleotides. It is a transcript of the gene mRpL2, whose product is annotated as large ribosomal subunit protein uL2m-like. Bases 111 to 926 code for a protein of 271 amino acids. Gene Ontology annotation, biological process: mitochondrial translation. Gene Ontology annotation, cellular component: mitochondrial large ribosomal subunit; ribosome. The transcript is spliced from 7 exons. Lineage: Eukaryota; Metazoa; Arthropoda; Malacostraca; Decapoda; Penaeidae. The record is from RefSeq and is a predicted model, not a curated record. Gene Ontology annotation, molecular function: RNA binding; structural constituent of ribosome.
AGUAAUGGCGACCCAGACGUAAACAUACCGAGCCUUCGCACCGGCAAGGGAAUUGAAUAUUAUCUUUUACCACCAGUGGCUCCCUGAAUCCCUCAUCUACCGAAUAUAAGAUGGCAAGCUUAAACGGAUUACGACUUUUAUGCAAGGGAAUGGCCUCCCUGUCGCUGAGGACGCAAGUUCAGUCCUUUGUGGGAGGCUCGCCAGCUUUUGGCCCACUCGUGGAACAAGUAAGGAAACUAAAUGUACAUUAUGUUGAUCGACCUGCCCCUGGUGACAGGAAGAACUACAGAUUCAAGGUGCAUUAUCCUGAAGAUGGUCAAUACACUGUCAAGCCACUGAAAACCACAAAACUAGCUGGGCGUCACCCUGAAACAGGGCGUAUCAUUGUGGGAACACUUGGAGGAGGAGCCAAGAGGAAUUAUAGGUGGAUUGAUUGGUUCAGGACUGGCCCCAAAGAUGGAACCUUUUUAGAAGAAAGAGUUAUUCUGAUUCUGUACGACCCAAAUCGUUCAUCUCGCAUUGCUCUUGUUGGGAGUGGCGAUAAUCUCAGGUACAUCCUUGCUACUGAUAAUAUGAAGGUUGGAGAUCUUAUUAAGACAUCAUCUUACAUACCACGUAUCCCAGUGAGACCAAAGGAAGGCGAUGCAUAUCCUGUAGGAGCAUUACCUAUGGGGACAGUUGUAAAUAGUGUGGAGGUCUUUCCUGGUGAUGGGGCUCGGAUGGUGAAAGCGGCAGGUACAGGUGGACUGCUCAUGAGGAAACUUAGUAAUAAGGUGAUCUUACAGUUGCCUUCAAAGAGAGAAGUUGCCCUUGACCCUGAGUGUAUGGCUACUGUUGGUAUGUAUACUUGCACCUUUUAUGAGAGGUUGAACUACACAUCAAAGAAACACAAGAUAUUUCUCAGGGAUGCUGUUUCAUCUACAUAA